Prunus armeniaca (apricot) is the source of this 312-nucleotide messenger RNA. Lineage: Eukaryota; Viridiplantae; Streptophyta; Magnoliopsida; Rosales; Rosaceae. The record is from the annotation of a GenBank genome assembly.
AUGUCUGUUGGAUUUGGAUGGAAGACAAUAAUCUCCAACUUGGAUGGGUUGUUUGGUUUGCUAGCACAUGGAGAAGGUUGGCAUAACAAUCACCAUGCAUUUGACUAUUCAGCUCGACAAGGUCUUGAAUGGUGGCAAAUUGAUACUACUUGGUAUUUGAUACGAUUUCUUCAAGCUCUUGGUUUGGCCACAGAGGUCAAACUUCCAACUGAGGCUCACAAGAAACGAAAAGCUUUGUACAACAAAGUCAUCAACAACAAGGAAAAGUUUGGAACCGUAGGCAACAAUGGGAAACUCCAAGCAGUGAAAUAA